CGGCGUCUCGGUUGACAAGUCGAGAUGUGGGGGGCCUUGGGGACUAAGGAAUAAGCCGCAACAUCGAACUCGUGGCAUCACGACCAAGAAAAUAUCCAAGCUGCACACGUCUGACGACCAACCCUCCCCCCGACGUGCAAAAUCGCACAAUCUGCUCAAACUAUUUGCGCCAGCGAUCACAGCACAGGUGCUCCGCGCUAGAGACUGAAGCAAUGCCUCCCAAAGCGCCGACCCCCGCGCAAGUAGCCGGCAAGGCAGCUUCGACUUACCCCCCAAACCAAACACUCUAUAUCACAAAUCUCCCGUCCUCGAAGAUCCAGAAAUAUGACCUCCGCCUAUCCCUGUACACCCUCUUCUCCACCUAUGGCCCUGUCCUCGAUGUCGUCGCUAUGAAGACGAUGAAGAUGCGAGGGCAGGCGCACGUCGUGUUCCGCGAUGCGCAGACGGCUACGCAGGCUAUGCGCGCGCUGAAGGGUUUUGAGUUCUUUGGUUACGAGUUGGACAUACAAUACGCCAAGUCGAAAUCAGAUACGAUCUCGAAGCUAGACGGAACGUUCCACAAGCCAGCCGCUGCUGCGGGCGAGGUCACAGCAACGGAGCUGCAGCAGAGUAUCUUUAAUGCGCCUCCGUCGGCGGCGUUUAUGGCUGGGGGUGGAGCGCCGGGCACAGCUGGGGCAGCGGCGUUGUUGAAGCCUCCGCCGGAGCUGGGGGGGGAUACAGCGAUGGAUGAUGCGAGGAGUCCUACGACGAGUGUUGCGGGGGGGAAGCGGAAGAGGGAGGAGGAGGAGGAGGCAGAGAGCGAGAGUGGGAGUGGGAGCGAUGUGGCUAUGGAGGAGGAUAGCGAUGAUGAUUAGGGGGGUAUCUUCAUAUAUGCAUGUAUUGCAAGGCGUUCAGGGGGGCGAAGUGGGAAUUCUAUGGGCUAUUGAGACUGGGUAUUUGUCUCUGAUCUAGACCAGACCAGGUCCGUUGGGACUUUAAGGAGGAGGUAAUCAAACAACACCGUGAAACUCCAUCUCGCUCUACUUGGAUGCAACUCUGCGCUGUAACUUGAGACAAUGAAUUAGGACGUAUUAAUUAAUAAAUGAAUACACUUCCCAC
Molecule: messenger RNA, 1098 nt
Organism: Pseudogymnoascus destructans
Lineage: Eukaryota; Fungi; Ascomycota; Leotiomycetes; Thelebolales; Thelebolaceae
Gene: MSL1
Product: U2 snRNP complex subunit msl1
Exons: 3
Coding region: 213-854 (213 amino acids)
Molecular function (GO): RNA binding
Source: RefSeq, a predicted model, not a curated record